Messenger RNA from Mobula hypostoma (lesser devil ray), 4423 nucleotides. RefSeq names its product fatty-acid amide hydrolase 2-like. Bases 840 to 2660 code for a protein of 606 amino acids. Lineage: Eukaryota; Metazoa; Chordata; Chondrichthyes; Myliobatiformes; Myliobatidae. The transcript has 11 exons. Gene Ontology annotation, cellular component: endomembrane system. The record is from RefSeq and is a predicted model, not a curated record.
UCUGUGAUAUAGUGGCAUGCACGAUACGUACACCGGCCGCGGUCUAACUAAUGUCUUAUAUAGUUCCAGUAUAACCAUAUUCUAUGCCUUGCCUAAUAAGGCAUAUAUGAUAUAAAGGCCCUGUAAUGGGGCGAUUACAAUAUUUGUACGUCUGUGAACAUGUACUCCAAGGACUUCCUGUUCCUCUGUCCUUCUCAAUAUCCUCCCAUAUUGUCUUGCAUUUUGAAUUUCACAUUUCUUGGAAUUGAUUCCGUUUGCCCCUUUGUUGUCCAACGAAGUUGACCGUCCAUAUUACCCUGGUUGAAAACUUUCCCCCUCCCUGUCAAUCGCGCAGAUUUCUUUUGUCGUCAACUGUAAAUGCACAUAAAAUAAACAAGGGGUUGAGCACAACCGCGUGGAACCCCACUAACCACAAUAUUCCCGUCAUCAAGACAGCCGUCAUUCGCUAUUCUUGACAGGCAUCCCAGGUCAUUUUGCACAAGUUGAGAAAGAUCGGAGUCAAGGCAGAAAGCCCUGCUCGUGUUGGAGGUUGAAGUAGGCAGUGUAUAGUUGCGGACUAUGAUACUGGAGGCUGUGAGGAGUUUCCAAAGGAAUAGAGUUACUGUGUGGGAGAUAAUGGUCCGAUGUCCAGUCCUGUUCUAGCGGGAGGCAUAAGGAGUUGUCACACAGCUGACAAUCGGCCUCUGCUCCCUGUAAGUAAUGUUGUCAAACAGCAAGAACAUUUUCCUCGUCAGUAAAUUGAAUGAGAAUGUCUCAUUGAUCCAGGACACGCGGGGUGUUGCAAGUGCCCAGGAACUCGGGUGCAGUGGGAAUGUCCAGUCAGCAUCACGUACCAGUGCAUGGCAUCUCAUGAAACCCCGUCCAUUGACAGGUCAUGGAGCACAGCCACUGUGCUCGCCCAGCCCUCCGAUGCUUAUCGCUCUCCUUCUAUGCCUGCUGGCACUAGUAUCGACCUCCAGCGCCAGCUCAAGCUUCGUCACUCUGCUCUGGACCCUCCAUCCAGCUCGUUUUCUGCCCCUCUGCUCCGUCUGCCGCUUCGCUCCGGCCACACCAGCGUGCGCUGCGCGAUGUCGCUUUCAGUUCUCCAGCACUCUGCGCGGCUACUGCUGCGCGUCGUUUCCAGUCUCCUCCUCGCCCUGCUCUCACUCUUCCAAAAUAUCGGCGGACCCAAGAAGCCCCGGACGGUCCCGCCUGCGGUCCACCCGCUCCUUUUGCUCUCGGGAGUGGAGUCAGCGCGCAGGAUUCGGCGAAGGGAGGUAAAAUGUGUGGAUGUAAUACAAGUAUAUAUCAACAGGAUUAAGGAUGUCAAUCCCAUUGUCAAUGCUCUUGUCGCAGACAGAUUUUCAGCUGCCUUGAAAGAGGCUCAGCAGGUGGAUGAAAGACUUGCCAAAGGAAAUGAAGAUGAAAAAUCACUUGAAGAGAGUGUUCCUUACCUUGGUGUCCCUUUCACUGUCAAAGAAGCAUUUGCAUUAGAGGGUUCACCCAAUUCUUGUGGACUCGUAUGCCGAAAGAACGUAAUUUCCUCUGCAGAUGCUGUGGUUGUGGAUGCUCUUCGUAGAGCUGGUGCCAUCCCUUUAGGUGUCACAAACUGCAGUGAACUAUGUAUGUGGUAUGAAUCUAGCAACAACUUAUAUGGGACAACCAGAAACCCAUAUAAUCUGGAUUGUAUUGCGGGUGGAAGCUCAGGUGGUGAGGGGUGCAUUAUUGCUGCAGCAGGGUCAGUAAUGGGCGUGGGUUCUGAUAUUGGUGGCAGUAUUCGAAUGCCUGCCUUCUUUAAUGGAAUUUACGGACACAAACCUACUGCAGGUUUGGUACCCAAUGAUGGUCAGUUUCCAGAUGUAACGGGUUUGAGAACGAAAUUCCUGUGUAGUGGUCCCAUGUGUCGUUAUGCGGAGGAUCUCAUUCUGAUGCUCAAACUCAUGGCUGGCCCAAAGAUUUCCAAGCUAAAGCUUGAUGAAGAAGUAUGUAUGAAGAAAGUCAAAUUCUAUUCCAUGGAAAAUGAUGGGGGAUCUUCAUUUGUGUCCAAAGUGGACAAUGAACUGAUUCAAGCUCAGAGGAGGUUAAUUGAAUACCUCGAAGUUCAAUUUGGUGUUGAGGUGCAACGGGUUCAUAUUCACAAAAUGAAGUACGCUUUUGAGAUAUGGUCAGCAAUGAUGUUCUCUCCUGAGUUUGAUGCCAAGGAAUAUCAGCCCUUCAAAGAAUUGUUGGAAGAUUGUGGGAAGAAAUUUAAACCAGUGAGGGAACUUGUGAAGAAAAUUCUGGGACAGUCCUCACACACAAUUCCUGCUAUAGGUCUUGCUAUUCUGGAGGAUUUUGCCUUCACUGAGCAUAGUUUUGUUGAUCUGAUGAGCAUGUGCCAAAAUCUUGAAGCUGAGUUUAGCAAUCUUCUAAGAGAUGAUGGUGUAUUUUUGUACCCAUCUCAUCCAAAAAUUGCACCCAGACACCAUCACCCUAAGUUGAUGCCUUUUAACUUCGCAUACACAGCUAUUUUUAAUCUGCUUGGACUGCCAGUGACUCAGUGUCCCCUUGGGUUGAGCAAACAUGGACUGCCAAUCGGAAUUCAGCUUGUAGCCAAUCACCAUUGUGACCACCUUUGUCUAGGAGUGGCUCGACAUUUGGAGAGUGCCUUUGGUGGCUGGCAAAAUCCAGGAGCUCCCUGAAUAUAUUUCAAAUUAAUUUGUUCCUGCUUAAACAAUAUUUAUUAAAUAUUGCUACUCAAUAAGAGAUACAAAACCAAAUUUCAAUAUUUUCUUCUUCAAGAAAUAAUCAUGUGGUAGCAUGGUGACAUAUGCAAUUAACAUAUUUUUACAUAUAAAUUCUAAUUAAUUUUUAAAAGGAACAAGAAUGCUUAAUCAACCAAUACAUAUACACGAUCAUGCAAUAUUACUGAAAUAUUAACUACACAACAGUACUCCCUGCUUAGUUAUAAACCAGCUCAAAAGAGAAUGCUUCUCAGCUAUAUACACAGUAUAUUGUAUAAUACAGCUACUAUAUAUGGACAUUCACAGCAUAAUAAAUAUUUAAAUUGUCCCAUUCAGGCUUAAUGAAUUCAUUGCUGUGGAGGAUUUUCUACUCUUGUGGGAUAACGUCUUUCCUGACAAGUGGGAUCACUCUGCUAGGUGGGUGAGACUUGUGGCUGUGGAAACAGUCUCAGGUUCUGGAGCCUCCUCCAUGGUGGUUGUAGGAGUUGACUCUGAGACUGCAGGAAGUGGUUCAGACAGUGGUAGCACCUUUCUCCUCCUCUUCUCUCUCUGAAUCUACUUCAAUCCUUUUCUGUUCCUUUCUCAUGCUCCUUCUCUCCUUCACACUACUCUUUCUCAUUCUGAUUCUUUCUCUCCAUUUCUUCCCUCCUUUUUCUUCUUCUUGAUUGUGCAUCUUGAUCUUAGGAAGGUCCUUUAGUUUACUGGAGUGUUCUCCUAUUAAUCCUUCUAUUGUUCCCUAUACAAUCUGAUUUCAGCCCUUGGUUUCCACAUCCACAAAAUCAUCUGACAAAUACUCUGUUUUCAUAUCUCCAUUGACUCCUUUGUUUUUGGCCUUCCAUUUAUCCAGCUGAGCUUUGGUCUUUGCAUCUACCUUUACAGACAUCCCACCUCUCCCGGAAGUUCUGGAAGUUCCGGGAGUCUCCCGCAUGUCGAUAGUGGCUCCCUGACACCUGGAAAUUAUGUACAAUAUCCCAGAAAGAGAUUUUUUUGAGAGGGAGAGGGAGAGCGAGCAUCCUGAUUUGUCUCUCUUCGUGCUGAGAGUGGUCCCCAACCACGAGGCCACAAGGAGACGAUAUGAUUUGGCGAUAUGAAACGAUAUAUGUCAGCUGCACCUUUCCUCAUUCCCUGUCACGCACUGUUGAAUUUUAACGUACGUGAGGUCAUCAGUGACCCAAGGCGUGCAAAGGAAUGGGUCUGUGACCCAUUUAUGAAUGUCUUCGGUGAAUCAUCCAUGUCAGCGCGGGAAAAAAAUCAACUCCUCGAGCUUGCAGAUGACAGCGGGCUGAAAAGUAUAUUUGACUUAACAUCUCUGCCGGCAUUCUGGAUCAAAGUCAAGGCUGAGUAUCCUGAGAUAGCCACGAAAGCACUGAAAAUGUUGUUUCCAUUUCCAGCAUAUUUCUAAGAAGCGGAGUUUUCUACAAUGAAUGCAACGAAAACUAAAUUGCGGAAUAGACUGGACAUAAGGAAACCCCUUCGAAUAUCGCUGUCUCCCAUCACACCUCGAUAGGACCAUCUUGUUGCAGGAAAACAAGCCCAGGGCUCCCACUGAUUCAGCGAUAUUGGUGUGUUGCAAUGAUUUUAUAUGUUCAUACGAGGAAAAUAUGCGCUAUGUGUUUAAUAUCCAAACGUUACUUAAAAUUUUAUGAUGCUAUUGACUUAUAAGUGAUUUAUAAUUCAAUGGUCCCCAACCUCCGGGCCGCAAAGAAUACAGCAGUGGCCAG